This is a messenger RNA of Salvelinus sp. IW2-2015, 3910 nucleotides long. RefSeq names its product gastrula zinc finger protein xFG20-1-like. The record is from RefSeq and is a predicted model, not a curated record. Gene Ontology annotation, cellular component: nucleus. Gene Ontology annotation, biological process: regulation of transcription by RNA polymerase II. Lineage: Eukaryota; Metazoa; Chordata; Actinopteri; Salmoniformes; Salmonidae. Gene Ontology annotation, molecular function: RNA polymerase II transcription regulatory region sequence-specific DNA binding; DNA-binding transcription factor activity, RNA polymerase II-specific.
ACAAACCCUGUUCAAUGCCAGAGAAGCCCAACGCUAUAUAGUUGCAAAAGCAAAAACGGCAUCGGAUGGAAGCUUUGACGAGAAACGGUCUCCCUCUCCCCCUAUCAUCUCUGCGUCUGUUAGUUCCUCCACUGCGGCUGGUGUCUGCAGCUCUAUGGCAAGUUGUUCAGCAGAGAGACGUAAUGGACUACGGGUUGGUGGAGGAGUUUGUCACCACUGUGUUGGAGAUAGUUCCUGAUAUGAUGAGUUACAGGGAGAGAGUCCAACUCAUCAUGGGGCUGCGAGCACAGCUGGUUCUGGAGUUGUGUCGCUCUGAUCACCUAGCCAACCCUGAGACCAUCCAGCCACACCUGAACAGGAUGAACACCUGUAUCAUCACUCAUAGUGACAAGGAGAUUUCUGAUCCAGAGGUGGAAGCGUCAGAAUCAAACUUCCUGAAGCUGAUUCAAACUCUGCUGGAAGACCCAGUUGAGAAGGAACUCUUCUUUCAGAGUGUGUUUCCAGAGGAAUUUGGCCCAAAGUAUGACUCAGCACUGCAAACUCUGGUGUGGGAGUUCCUCUCCAGGCUGGAGAAGCUGCUUCCAGCACCAACCCUUCAACAGACUGCAUCUUGGUUCCUACCUGAUCCCUCUGUCUUGGAGGAGUGUGUGCAGUGUGUAUCCCACCCUCAGCCUUUGAAGACCCUUCUCCAGCACCACAACAACACAUGUGGACAUGGAGACACUAAUGGUCUGUUUUCUGGCGACAAUCAAAUCCCAAUCAAAGCUGACCCAGAGGUCCAAUCAGAACCUGUGCAGCAAUGUAUGAGCCAUGUCUCAUCUGACAUUGAGUCAGAGAUGACCCCUUUGUUGGAACUGGGGAUUGAUUCAGACCGAACUGUAAAUAAAGAGGUGGAGCCUGUGCACAAAGAGGUGGAGCCUGUGCACAAAGAGGUGGAGCCUGUGCACAAAGAGGUGGAGCCUGUGCACAAAGAGGUGGAGUCUGCUUCUUUAGAGGUAGGGCAUAUAUACAAUGAAACUACAGAAAAAAACAUUAAACACAACACACCAGGUAAAGAGCUAGCAAAAGAGAUUAAAAAUAAUACAUAUUUUCACCACCUUAACACUGACAGUGGUCUGAAAAUCCAAGGAAAAGCCCACAGCAGCCAACAGGAAGUGCAGGACAUUUCUUGUUUGUCUACUUCCUGUCAGCUCCAUCAGCCAACAGUGCUGCUGCACAGACUUGACAUUACUGAUAUGCUGUUACCUGUGUUCGAGGUCUCUUCAACACCGAGGAGAGAGAGGCUUCAGAUUGACAAAGUAGGAUCCCAAGGACAGAGCAGAGGACAGGUCAAAUCACAAAAGAGUGAGAGGAAUAUCAAUGAAGAGCCCUCUGAUGGUCAACCUCAGUAUUCUCUGGCCCCUGACCCAUCCCCUCCCACAGGGCAGCCUAUAAGAAGCAAGCGUGUCAAAAUAUGCUCCUUGUGUAGAAAGACUUUCAGCGAAGCAAAGGAUUUGACGGCACACAUGAGAUCUCACAAUGAGCAGAGCCCUUACAAGUGCACCCAGUGUGGACAAGACUUUGAACACCAUGAGGACUUACAGAAACAUCAGCAGAAUGUGUGUGAGGAGGCAGCUCAACCAGAAGAGGACAACAUGUCUACGACAUCCAUGGAGGAUCAGACGGAGCUAGCAUGCACAGAGCUAUCGGAGUCGUCCAAAGCCAGGACAUGCCGCGUGUGUCAUAAAACUGUCUAUAGUAGAAAUUAUUUGAGAAAGCACCUGAAAUCCCAACAUGGUCAACUCCUGAAGAUACACAAGAAACACAAAACAUUUUUCUGUUGCUCUUUGUGUAAUAAGUCCUUUGGAUGCAGAAAUUAUUUGAGAAAGCACCUGGAAUCCAAACACGAUGAACUCCUGAAGAUGCAUAAGAAACACAAAAAUAUUAUCUGUUGCACUAUGUGUAAUAAGUCCUUUGAUCUUUCUGAGCCAAACAAGUGUGAGGUGAACCAACAGCAACUCCCCAGGAAGGCACAACCAGAGGCCAACACACUUACAGCUGCAGUGAUACCGCAGCCCUCAAGCACUACAUCCCAGAACCCAACAACCUCCAAUGCUCUGCCCAUUCAGGCACAGUUCUACAAUGACUACAGAACAUGUCUUUUGUGCAGUGAAACUUUCGAUACUGCAGAGACCAUGAGAAAGCACCUAAGAUUUCAACACAAUAUACUGUCUUACUUGUGCCACGAUUGUGGGGAAAGUUUCCCAAGCAAAUUAGAUCUUCAGAAACACUCAAAGAAUUGUUUGAGUAUUCCAGAUUCAAGAAAAUGUCAUGAGUGCAGGAAAAUUACUUCUCAAACAACGCCACCGCAGGCAAAAAUUUGUCUGGAGAUGAACCAAAGACAACAGCAACUACCUGCAGCGGGAAAUGCGAUGGAGAUCCCUCAGUCCUGCAACACAAACGUUAACUACUUAAAUGACUUGCAGCAAUGCCAGCCAAAGGAAUGUGAGGAGAUUCACUUUCAGAGAGGACAGCAAGACUGGAGCGAGGAGGUUGAUCCAAACCAGCAUCCAGAGGAGGUUGAUCCAAACCAACAUCCAGAGGAGGUUGAUCCAAACCAGCAUCCGGAGGAGGUUGAUCCAAACCAGCAUCCGGAGGAGGUUGAUCCAAACCAGCAUCCAGAGGAGGUUGAUCCAAACCAGCAUCCAGAGGAGGUUGAUCCAAACCAGCAUCCAGGGGAGGUUGAUCCAAACCAGCAUCCAGGGGAGGUUGAUCCAAACCAGUAUCCAGAGGAGGUUGAUCCAAACCAGCAUCCAGAGGAGGUUGAUCCAGCGGACAGAAGCAGUUCUCUGGUUCCAAGGGAGAAUGGGACAGAUAUUCCCCAGAGCCAUAGCACUUCACCCCAGAACCCAACAACCUCCGAUGCUCCCCCCACUCAGACGCAGCCACCUGGCAUCUCCACCCCAGCCUCGCUAAAAUCUAGAACAUGCCCUUUGUGCUCAAAAUGUUUUGCUUAUAAAAAGACCAUGAUGCAGCAUCUGAGACGUCAUUCACAGGGUCAGGGACCCUUCAUGUGCACCAUAUGUUCAAAGAGCUUUGGUACCGCCAGCGAUUUGAAGAGACAUCAGGGAAUUAAGAGCGGUUGUGGGCCAAAUCAUCGUAAUCUCGUCGUACCUGAGAAUGCUCCCACAGAACAAAAAACUGUCUUCUCCUGCCCCCAUUGUCAGGGACAGUACACGAGUGAAAAAAAAAUGAAAGCACACAUGGUAUGUCACACAGGAGAGGGGUUCACCUGUAGGUUUUGUGGCAAGAUAUUUGCUGAAGAUAAGAAAUUACGCAAUCAUGUUCGUUCUCAUAUUGACAGACGACAUCUAUGUGACACAUGUGGUAAAGAUUUUACAUCUCUGUCUAACUUGAAAAAACACACACUUGUACACACAGGAGAACAGCCGUACAUUUGCACAGACUGUGGCAAAAGUUUUAGUCUGAAGGGUAACCUGAAAGUCCAUCAACAGAGUCAUACAGGAGAGCGGCCAUUUGCAUGCACAAUGUGUAAAAUACGCUGUUUCACUCAGACUCAUCUAAAACGACAUAUGUUGAGGCACACAGGAGAGAAGCCUCAUAAGUGUUUGGCUUGUGGGAAGACAUUUCAACGGAAAAACACAUUGAGGAAACAUCAGCAAGAUUCGUGUUCUUAGUUCUUGGCUUUUACACACUGCCUUCUGAGAUGCAGACUCAGUCAUACUUUUUUCGCUCAACAUUGACAACAUUUAGUUGAUAACAUUAAUGGCUUGCAAUUGGUUGUAGGUUCUAGUCAACAGACAAAUAGGCAUCCAUCUUUUGCUACUCUCCCUUUUUGCAUAUUUGUAAUAUCUAGCAGUUUUGUGUGUGUAUGUAUGUAUAUAUAUAUAUAUAUAGUGGGGAGAACAAG